Molecule: messenger RNA, 585 nt
Organism: Macrosiphum euphorbiae (potato aphid)
Lineage: Eukaryota; Metazoa; Arthropoda; Insecta; Hemiptera; Aphididae
Source: the annotation of a GenBank genome assembly
AUGACUCAUCGUGGUGGCGUCGGACGCAACAAACGAAAAUCAACACCACCUUAUCCCACCGAUAAGAAGGGUCGUAAUCGGGCCUUCUCACCUCCAUCAUUGCCAUUAAACUCAUGCCUUAAAGACUUACCUGCCACAUCGAAAAAACGCAAAGCAAGCCAAUCCAGCACUGUCUCACCUCCUGAAAAUUCAACUCUGAAGAACCUGGCCAUGGCCACCAAUUGUUCACCAAUUUCGGACACGAAUAUUACCACUAACAACAACAACCGUUCUCGUUCCGUUUCUAUGGACGGAUCUGAGUAUUCUGAUUCUAAUGAUACCAUGUCUACUCCUCCUUCGGACACUGACGAGACAAACAAAAAAUCACUUAAAAAUUACCCACAAUCCGACAAUAAACGCUCCAACCGCAUGCCACCAAUUCUGAUCCAAACAACCUCCGACCAUCCAUGGCGGAAAAUAGCAAAAGCUAUGUACACAAAAACUCAAGGUCUCGACCAAGUGACCGCAAAAACCACAUCGAUUCCGUUACAAAUCCAAAUAAACUGCCCUGAAGAGUCCUCAUUCAGACUCGUCCAACAAUCAUGA